Acanthosepion pharaonis is the source of this 864-nucleotide messenger RNA. Lineage: Eukaryota; Metazoa; Mollusca; Cephalopoda; Sepiida; Sepiidae. The record is from the annotation of a GenBank genome assembly.
AUGGGUGGAUUAUAUUUAAACUUUGUUGUUUAUGGCGCCUUGUGUCGUCCGCUUAAGACCGUCAGCACGAAGAAUAAGGAGAUAAAAGAAAUCAAAUUGAAGUCUAUGAAUGAGUUUCUACUAAAACCGGAAUCAGGGUUCGAUCCAGACGAAAAGCCGAUUGAAUAUAAAGAUCAGACAAACAUAAAGAAUCCUGAUCUUUCUGAAAACGGUCGGCGAAUAAAUAUGAAAAACUCCUUUUCAAGCAAAUUUGCUAAGUUCCGUUUAAUCAUAUUUGAUCCGGAUGUUUUGAAAAAUCCCAGCAUACAAUUGCUACUAACUGUUUACUUAUUUUGGACAGCGGGCGAAUGUGUUAAAAUCUAUCUUGCGCCAAAAGUUGUGGAUACUGGACUCACACGAGAACAAGGAGCCUUGAUCAUGUCCAUCUACGGUGCAGUUAUGGCGCUUAGCCAAAUUGUUGUGGGAAUUAUGGCUGACCUGUUUCACAUCCCAACAAGUUACCUUCUGAUGUCGUCAUUGCUUGGCAUGUCAGCCUUUUCUUUAGUCUUUACAUUCUGCCAAUCGUUCUCUUUGUUCGUCGCGUGCGUAUGUUUGUUCGCCAUUUGCCACGGUUUUACCUUUCCCCUUCGAAUUGUGCUUGUGUCUUCAAUUUUGGGAGUAAAAAACCUGACUAAAGGUUAUUCUCCUUUAUGUCUUUUGAUUGGUUUCUCUUACCUUAUCAAGACGAUAAUUGCAGGUUAUUUGUUCGAGGCAACACAGUCUUUCGACGCCAUAUUUUACUUUAUUUCCGGUUCUUUAUUCAUUUCCUGUAUCAUUUCAAUUGGAAUCAUCUACAUGCAACGAAAGAGGAAAUUCUGCGAAUAA